Molecule: messenger RNA, 1182 nt
Organism: Frieseomelitta varia
Lineage: Eukaryota; Metazoa; Arthropoda; Insecta; Hymenoptera; Apidae
Product: cilia- and flagella-associated protein 221-like
Exons: 7
Coding region: 118-1182 (354 amino acids)
Biological process (GO): cilium movement; cilium assembly
Cellular component (GO): cilium
Source: RefSeq, a predicted model, not a curated record
UUUGUAAAUAGUAGAUGGAAAUGCAAACGAUACGCUCGCGCGAAGAUUAAAUCGUUUAUCUUUAAUCAUGCGAAAUAUGAUACACGCUUAUCUUUCAACUGUUUCCUGUUGCGUCAAAUGGAUAUGAACACAUUCGACCAAAAGCGAUACUGUAUAGAAAAGAUUAGAGAAAAGAAUGUACAUAAGUUCGAAGAAGAAUUGAUAAACGGCUCGUUGAACGCGGUACCUUCGACGUUGAAAUUUACCUUUGAUUCUGGAAAUUUUAAAAUUCAAGAAAAGAAAAUAGAAAUUAUGAACUGCUUCCUCAAACCAUGCCCCAUACGAUUUUUACCAUUGGAAACUGAUUAUUUUAGAUUUAAAAAUGUCUAUCAGAGAGCAUGGCUCAAACCUGGUUCUGUUUUCAAAUUGAAUAUUUUAUUUAUACCUGAUGAGGAUAGAGAUUACAAUGAUAUUUUGAAAAUAUGUUAUUUCAAUGAUCAAACGAUGCAAAUAAAAAUUUAUGCAGAAAUGACGAUCAAGUUUUCUUUCCCCGCUGUUGUAAAUUUUGGAAAUGUACCGCUUGGUCGGACAGUUUCUUACAAAAUACCAAUACACUCUCACGCAGAAAAAGAUUUCUCGUUCGCUAUUAUACUAUUUAACGGAGGAUCGUGUGUCGACGUUUAUCCUCAACGGGGUCACGUAAAAUCGAAACAGAAACCUGUAACAAUCGUGGUUAUCUAUAGACCUCUUCGCUAUAUAAGUAUGAAUUUUCAAAUUCGAAUAUUCAUAUCUGAUUUAUGCAAAGCUCCGCAUAUUAUAAAUUUCUAUGCGUACACUCGACCAGGUCUCUUACGAGAAAUACUGGAGAACGUCGAAAUAAAAAUAAAAAGCAAAAUGCAGCGGAAAAAGAUUGAAAAAUUAAAGGAAUUUUUGGCAAAAAUGGAAGCUCACUAUCGGAAAAAUGAACAAGCGAAGUUUCAUCAUAAGCCGAAAGUGAAUUAUGGAACGUUCGAUGCUAGUGAAAAUCAAAUGAUAGAAAUUAAAACGCAGCGAGAACUAGCUUGGGAUAAUUAUAAAAAUUUAACAACAAUCUCGGAAAAAUAUAUCCUUGAACAAGAGAAACCUAAAAAGAUAAGACAAAGAAUAUUAAGAGCUUCCAAAAAAGUACAUACAUGUUUUCAUUACGAAUUACUUACCGCAUAA